Paramisgurnus dabryanus is the source of this 8850-nucleotide messenger RNA. RefSeq names its product von Willebrand factor (gene vwf). The record is from RefSeq and is a predicted model, not a curated record. Gene Ontology annotation, molecular function: protein binding. Gene Ontology annotation, biological process: cell-substrate adhesion; blood coagulation. Gene Ontology annotation, cellular component: extracellular matrix. Lineage: Eukaryota; Metazoa; Chordata; Actinopteri; Cypriniformes; Cobitidae.
GUUCCAGUCAUGCCAAAACUGUGAGACGUUGGAGAACGCAAACCUUCAAAGAUUAUCCGAGAACCUGUCGCUGCAGAGCCUACAGGUUGGCAGAGGUCAGCGGUGUUUUAAAGAUGGAAGUGUGCAGAUGGAAAGGAUGCAGCAGAAUUUUGUGGGUUUUCAUCUUGCAUUUCUCAGGUUUUGUAUCCGUGGAAGGGUCUGGUCGCUGUAGUCUCUUUAGCCGGCAGCAUAUACACACAUUUGACGGUGUGAUUUAUGAGUUCCCUGGAGACUGCAGCUACAUGCUGGCUGGAGACUGCCAACAAAGAAGCUUCUCUAUACUGGGUGAUUUUUCUCAUGGGAAAAGGAAAGGAGUGACUGUGUUUCUUGGAGAAGUUUUUGAGCUUCACCUCUCUGUUGAUGGAACAUUGUCACAAGGAGCAGAAAGGCUUCCAUUGCCGUAUGCGUCAAGCUCUGUAUUCGCAGGGUUUGAGCUGGGAUAUGUUCGGUUAUGGAGCGAAGAAUUCGGAUUCUCAAUUCGUAUAGAUUCCUCGCAUAACAUACAACUCACUCUUGCCAAACAACACAGCAAUCACACAUGCGGCCUGUGCGGCAACUACAAUUAUUUGGUGGAGGACGAUUUCACUGCACAAGAAGGUUUCGUGACAGAUGACCCAUAUAACUUUGCAAACUCUUGGGUGAUGAAUGGAGCAGAGGAACCCUGUAAACGUGUGACUCCUCCAUCACAGAGCUGCAACAGCACCGGAGAAUCUGUUAAAGAUCUGAUGUCACAGUGUGAAGCCAUGAGCAGCUCCACCCUCUUCCUGCGUUGUGGGCACCUUGUUAAUGCGGCUCCAUUCGUGUCUGUAUGCGAGUCUGAUGUAUGUCACUGUGGGACGGGUGAUGGGUGUGUUUGCCAGGCCAUGUUAGAAUACGCCCGCACCUGUGCCAGUCGAGGCGUGACCCUGUCUAACUGGCAUGUACAGAACCGGUGCUCUCUUAAGUGUCCUGUUGGCAUGGAGUACAGUGACUGCACCCCGACCUGUUCUGCUUCUUGUCAGAGUCUGAACAUUAAGGAAGUUUGCAAAGAAGAAUGUGUUGAUGGCUGCAACUGCCCAGUGGGUAAGGUGUUGGAUGGAGAUCGCUGUGUUGAUGUCUCUCAGUGCUCCUGUACGCACGCAGGACGGCGCUAUCCUCCCGGUUCCUCCAUCGCACAGGACUGCAACACAUGUGUGUGUCGCCAUGGAUCAUGGGAAUGCACCAAUGAAGAAUGUCCUGGGGAGUGUUUGGUGACAGGACAGUCCCAUUAUAAGACCUUUGACAAUAAGUUCUUCACCUUCAGUGGUAUUUGUCAGUAUCUUUUGGCUAAGGACUGUACAACCAACUCAUUUUCAGCCAUCAUCGAGACUGCACAGUGUGCGGAUGACCAAGAUGCCAUCUGCACGCGAUCAGUUAUCCUGAGGUUUUACGAUCUGGCCAAUCAGACGAUUCGUCUCAAGCAUGGGGGUGUGGUCUCUGUGGAUGGAAUGGAUGUACAAACACCUCUAAUAAACGGUGCACUAAGAGUCCACAAUACAGUGAUGUCAUCCGUGAGACUGAGUUAUGGACAUGAUCUUCAUCUGGACUGGGAUGGUAGGGGUCGUGUUUUGCUCAGGCUAAGCCCUGCCUAUGCUGGGAAAACCUGUGGUCUGUGCGGUAACUAUAAUGGUAACCAAGGAGACGACUUCUUAACGGUGGGCGGGCUGGUGGAGACGCGCGUUGAAGGAUUCGGUAACGCAUGGAAGAUGAACCCAGAGUGUGAAAAUAUUCAGAUACAACCGUCUGAUCCCUGUAUCUCAAACCCUAAGAGAGUGCGUUUUGCAGAAGAGGCCUGCGCAGUUCUGCUCUCAGUAAAGUUUGAACCCUGUCAUUACGAAGUGAACCCCGAUCCAUAUUUGAAGAACUGUCGCUAUGAUGUCUGCACCUGCGCAGACGGGCAGGAGUGUCUGUGUGAUGCUGUGCGCAGUUACGCAGCCGCCUGCACAGCCAAGGGAGUGUUGAUCAACUGGAGGGGUCAUGGAUACUGUGAUUUGACGUGUCCGGAUGACCAGGUGUACGAGGCGUGUGGAAAUGUGUGUAAUCAGACCUGUAGGUCUUUAUCCCUGCCUGACAGCGACUGUCGCGGGUUGUGUGAUGAAGGCUGUUUCUGCCCAAGAGGACUCUUCCUCAGUGAUGCGGGAGAAUGCGUGCCUGCUGACCUCUGCUCAUGCCACUAUAAUGGAGAAAUCUUUGAGCCCAACGACAUGAUUGGUGAUCAUCACUCCAUCUGUGUGUGUGAGAAUGGAUCCAUGCAUUGCAGUUCUAGUCAAGCCGCUGGAUCGACCCUAUCAGAACUGUUCUUUGACGAUCAUCCACUUUCACGAGAGCGGCGCUCUAUCUCUUGCCCUCCUCCGCUACAGCGGUUCGAGUGUAGCAGUGUAAGGGAUACUGGGAUAGAGUGUGCCAAAACCUGCCAGAACCUGGAUCUGGAGUGCGUCAGCUCGGGAUGUGUGUCUGGAUGUAUGUGUCCAUCUGGAAUGGUUCGACACAGAAGAGAAUGCAUCCCACUAGACCAGUGUCCUUGUUUCCAUAACAACCGCCCCUAUGCCUCAGGACAGAGCAUUAAUGUGGAUUGUAACACCUGCGUUUGUGAGGGGCGUCAGUGGAAAUGUACGCAGCGUGUGUGUGACGGCGUGUGUCGGGCAAUAGGAGAGUCGCACUACAUCAGUUUUGAUGGACUGAAGUUCUCGUUUCCUGGACCCUGUCAAUACGUACUUGCUCAGGAUUAUUGUAAUGGAUUGGAGGGCACGUUCAGGGUUCUAGUGGAGAACUCCGCCUGUGGGAUUGCAGGUUACCGCUGCAGUAAAUCCAUCACAGUGUUUUACAAGGGAGGCUUAAUUGUCAUGGAAAACAAAGAGGUGAGAAUGAAGAGGCCGGUGUUAAAAGAGACAGAAGUUGAGAUUGUGCGCUCUGGACAGUAUUACAUCGUCCUGCUGGGAAAGCACAUCUCUCUUACCUGGGACACGGGAACCCGAAUAACACUACAGAUCAACGGAGAGUACAGGGGUAAAGUCUGUGGCCUUUGUGGAGAUUUUGACGGCAGUCAGAAUAAUGAUCUGAUGAGCAGUAGUAACCAGAUGGAAAUGAACUUUGCUGACUUUGGAAAUUCCUGGAAAGUCCAACCUAGCUGUGCUGAUGCAGUUCAGGUACCAUCUCAAUGCAGCACAGACAUGGUAAAGUUGGUGACAGUGGAGCAGUCCUGUCGUGUGCUCACCAGCACCCCCUUCAGGGAGUGUAAUAGUGUGGUGGACCCUGAGCCGUACUGGGACAUUUGUACUCAUGACACAUGCUCGUGUGCAUCUGUCGGAGAUUGUGCGUGUUACUGUAAUGCCAUUGCUGCGUAUGCACACGAGUGUGCUCAGAAGGGAGUGGUGGUGAACUGGAGAUCCAACGACUUGUGCCCACUAAGCUGUGAGGAGUUAAAUAAGGACGCAGGAGUGAAGUGCGAGUGGAAAUAUAACGCCUGUGGUAGCGCUUGUCCCAAAACCUGUCAGCACCCUGAACCUUUGAACUGUCCCGUGACAUGUGUGGAGGGAUGCCAUGCCGUCUGCCCACCAGGACAAAUUUUGGAUGAGGUGCUAAAGAAGUGUGUGGAACCAUCGCAAUGUCAGGACUGUAUGCAUGCUGGAGAGAGAAUUUCCCAUGGAAAAAAGUUUGUGCUGAACAAAGAUGAUCCACAUCUCUGCCAGAUAUGCCACUGUGAGAGCAACACAAUGACAUGUGAUCCAUGUCCCGAUGAUACUUCCUCCACGCUAUCACCGACCACUAUCUUCAACACUCCGACACCCCUCCCGCUGUCCACGGCAAUACCGGAGGACGCCUGUGACAGGGCGAUGGAUCUUGCCUUCUUAGUGGAUGGAUCAUCUGCUAUAAGUGAGGAAGACUUUGACUUAAUCAAACUCUUCAUCCUAAGGGUCGUGGAACGGUUCCGCAUGGGUUCCGCUCACACUCGUGCCACAGUUCUGCUCUUCCACUCUGGUGUGAAGAGUUACGAUAUGCAGGUGCAAAAGUGGAUUUUUAAGAAUAUGGUGCGUGGGUUGCAUUACAGUGGUGGGGAUGUGGCGUUCAUGGAUGAGGCCAUAAAAUACCUGGCGGUCUACAUCUACGACAAGAACAAGCGUGUGCACGCGGGGCGCGUUGCGAUCUUGCUGACGGCGAGUACUAAUCCUCGGCCCAUGCGCAGCACUCAGCGGCUGCUGCGUAAGAAAGACAUAACCAUCCUCACGGUCGCCCUCGGACCUGACGUCAGUAUGGCACAGGUCAAUGAGAUCACAAAAGCGACACCCAGCAGUCGCGCAUUUGUGGUCAGCGGUGCGGCGGAGCUCGACGAUCGGGCUCUGAACAUCACCGACUACCUUUGCACCUUGGGGUUGGACCCGGAACCCCCAAAGAAACCCACUCCUGUGGCUAGUACCACAACUAAACCAGCAACCUUAACAACUACUACAACCUCUAAACCCAACGUUGCCACAGUUCCCCCAACCGCUGCUAUUCUCUAUUCUGGAACCACACUUUUUCCAACUACAGUAACAACAACCGAGGUCGUCUUCUUGUUGGAAAGCUCAAACUCAAUGGGCGAGGAAAACUUUAAUAAAACUCGUGAUGCGCUGGUGGACGUCAUUGCUUCACUUGAUGACAAAGAGGUGGAGAAUCUUCGAAUUACAGUGAUGCAGUACUCUCUCACUGUUACCGUGGUGAUCAACCGCAUGGAAAUGUGGCACAGGGAGCAGGUGCUGCGUAGAAUGCGACAGUUACGCUGGACGAGUGGGGAAGAAGUCAACACGGGUCAUGCCAUUCAAUCUGUAUACGAAUCUGUUUCAACGGAGACGCCCAGUCGUUCACCGGACCAGUUGGUUUUUCUUAUAACCCAGAGUCCACCUACCGACGUGAUUCGGCGCCCUCAGAGUUCCACCCAUAGGAAAUUGUAUCCGAUUGGGAUUGGCCAACAUAUUCAAUACGAGGACCUCGCCCUGCUGAGUUUUCCGGAGGAACCUAUCAUGAUGAAAAACCCAUCGGACAUUAGGAGAUUGGGUCCCAUGCUGAUUAAUAUCAGUAGAACAAUUAAUCGCCGUCUGGUGCCCACACUUCCACCGAGAGCAACACUGCCCCCUUCAGUGCCGUGCUCUAAACCCAUGGAUCUGUUGUUCCUGCUGAGAGCCUCUUCUGAUAACCAGUUUGAAGACCUGAAAACAUUUGUGAAAACGUUUAUAAGAAGCACACCUAUCGGUCGUAACGAGACACAAGUUGCAGUGAUUGUGUAUGGAGCGAAAUCACCCAUGGGGAUCUCCUGGAGAGAUGAGCAGAAUAAAGACAACCUCAUCAAGCUGCUAGAUAAUUUACACGGCGAAUCAGACAACGCAUCCAGACUGGGAGCUGCUCUGCGAUUGGCCGUGCAGACUGCCGUUUCAUCCACCAGCGGGGGACGGAUGGGCAUCCCUAAAGCCGUGGUUAUGAUAGUGACUGACAGGUCAAUAGAUUCGGUGCAUGAGCCUGCAAAUGAGGCUCUGACUGCCGGUGUAUCUGUGUUUCCUAUUGGACUGGGUCAACAGUAUGACCAAACUGAGCUGAGCGUGCUCGCUGGCCCACAUUCUCAGAACAACAUUAUCCGUCUCAGAAGCACAGAGUACCUGCUUGCUAUGGUUGUGCUGGACCAAUCAUUCACGGAUAAACUCUGCAGGGCUGGUCCACCGGGAGUGUGUGUGGAUGAUGAAGGAAAUGAACGGAAGCCCGGUGAGGUGUGGAUGUUGUCAGACAGAUGUCACUCAGUGCUAUGCAACCCAUCAGGAACAGUAACGCUGCAAAGCCAUCGAGUCAACUGCGAGAAGAUGGAGCGUCCCGUCUGCAAAAACAACCUUCAGCCCCUCCGGCUAAACCACACCUGCGGAUGUACCUGGGCCUGCCCCUGCACCUGCAUGGGCAGCUCAUCCAGUCACGUCGUGUCGUUUUCGGGUGCAGCUCUAAAGCUGAAAUCUGCUUGCUCCUAUUUGCUGCUUCGUUCGGGAGGGGCGGAGCUAGUGCUGCAUACGUCUGCCUGUCAAAGCUCAACAAAUCAGAUCUGCAUGAAGAGCUUGGAACUGCGGGAGGGUGGGAUGUCUGUGAUGCUACAGGAUGACAUGAAGGUGUUAGUGGAUGGGGUGGAUACUGCGGUCCCCUUCAGAACAGGAGAAAUAACUGUGACACAGAUUGGUGCAAUUCUGCACCAGAUGAGUUCAGAGCAACACGGUUUCACACUUACAUUCACUCCACACAGCAACGAGUUCAUGGUCAAUAUGGACAUCACUAUGGAAAGCAACACCACGGGCUUGUGUGGUUCAUGUUCUGACGAUCAGUCGGGUCUGGUUCUGUCUGACGGCAGUGUGACCACAGACCCUGAGGCAUAUCUGAAGGGAUGGGCUCUGGGCGAGUGUGUUGCCAUUCACGAGGUCACAUCAUGUGCUGCAGGUGUGACGAUGGGCUGUGAUGUGUUAAGUUCAGAGGUGUUCAGUCGCUGUCACUCGCUGGUGCCGCCCCAAGACUACAUUCAGAUCUGUCGAAAUGUGGCCUGCCAGCCUAACGCCUUGUGUGACCUCAUCUCAGCAUACAGCAGCAUGUGCAGACAACUAGGAGCGUGUGUGGACUGGAGAUCGCCCACCCUUUGUCCCAUGCAAUGCUCAGAACCGCUGGAAUAUGCCGCAUGUCGUACGGGAUGUUUGGAGGAGUGUUCCUCCAAACAGGGACAGUUUUAUCCUGGAGACACCAUUGUAAUGGGUGAUACUGUGAUUAAGGCUAAUGGAUCACAGUGCUUGUCCACACCAACUGAGGGCUGUUUCUGCCCUGAAGGCUUGCUGUUAAUGGGUGGUAAAUGUGUCAGCGAAGAGGUCUGCAGUCAGUGUGUGGACCACCACGGGAAAACUCACAAGUUUAUGGAGAGCUGGAAUCCUAAGGACAACCCUUGUCUGCUGUGUGUGUGUCUCGAUCAACAGCAUAUCAACUGCACGGCUCUCCCCUGCACCAAUGCUAAAGCUCCAGAGUGCGGACAAUGCGAGGUUCUCCGGGAGAAGAUGGAAUCCAAGUGUUGUCCUGAAUAUGAGUGCGUAUGUGACACAGUCAACUGUAAGCUACCAGAUCCUCCUACGUGUGCUCACGGGCUCAGUGUCGUUCUCACAAACCCUGGAGAAUGUCUACCAGUUUACCAGUGUGUGUGCAGAAAGGAUCUUUGCCCUACGAUGGUCAAACCCUCCUGCCCUGCGUACAAGAGACUCUCGAUUAAACAAACCGAGUGCUGCGAUUCGUACGAAUGCGUUUGCGAUUGUCAGAGCGUUACCCGCACAUGCCCACCAGGUUAUAUCACUAAAACCACUGCCAAUGACUGUGACUGCGUAGAGGUCACCUGCGCACCUGAUAAGGUGUGUGUGGUGGACGCAGUGGUGUAUCAGGUGGGCAGCCGGUGGGAAGAAAAGUGCAAAACAUGUUCCUGCACGGAGCAGACAGACAGACAGACGGGUCUGCACGUCGCACAGUGUGUGGACCCGGUUUGCAACCAGAUUUGUCCUCUAGGAACCACGUACUCGCAUUCAGAUAGCGAAUGCUGUGGUCACUGCCGCCCAUCCAGUUGUGUUGAAGGAGGUCGUAUGAGACAGAUUGGAGAUCAGUGGCUGUCUCCACACGACAGUUGUGUGUGGAGUGAAUGUGUCCAGGUGAACGAGGAGGUGUUUAUUCAGCACACAAACGUGUCUUGUAAACUUAUGGACGCGCCAACCUGUCCAUUGGGCACGGAGCUCCAAUGCAACACUGUAGAUGGCUGCUGCCCAAGCUGUCACUGCGUUCAAAUGGAUGCCUGCGUACUGAACCAAACUCUUAUUGCGGCUGGAGAACGAUUGAUGGUGGAUGUGUGCACAAACUGCGAGUGUAUGAGAGAUAAGAAGAGUUAUCGGCUCUCUUGCAGGAAGAUGAGCUGCUCUCCCUGCUCAGAGGGUUAUACACUUGAGCCGAUACCGGAUGCUUGUUGCGGCCGCUGCGUACCAACCGCAUGCAGCAUCCGUUAUCCUGGUGGACAGAUGAAAACGCUGAAAGCGAAUGAAACCCUUACAGAUGGCUGCUCAAAAUAUACAUGUAGUGUGAAUAGGAAAGGAGAACUGGUGUUGGAGACUCUGGUCACAGCCUGCCCUCCUUUAGAUCGCAGUCGCUGUGUAGAGAACGGGGGUCAAAUCCGUCAGAUUAGAGACACCUGCUGUGAGAUGUGUGCGGAACCAGAAUGCAGGAGGCGUGUGGGUCUCUUGAAUUACAUCAGAGUAGAUGACUGCCAAUCAGAAGAGAAGAUAGAGCUCACUUACUGCGAGGGGAAGUGUGAUAGCAAGUCUAUGUAUUCUCUGGACAAGCACAAUGUGGAAACGGAGUGUGCGUGUUGUUCGGCUACCGGCACUGUGCCUAUUAACGUUUCCCUGCGCUGUGCUAACGGCACACGGACGCACCACCAGGUCCUCGCCGUCACCGGAUGUGACUGUAUGUCACGCAGCUGUCCUACAGACUGAGCACACACACACAAGCUGAUAAAACUUACAUCAACCUGAUAAACUGCUACAAUACUUUUUUUAUAUAUGCAUCUUCAGCAGGUAUAGCAAUCGAUUAAAAAGCACUUUACUCAACAUUUCUGUUUAUAUAAACAAAACAUAUUUCAUACACUUAAUCGGUAUGUUGCAGAUGCCGUCCAUUGGACUGUUUUUCUAUGCAAGUAUAUUCAAGAACAAAAUAAUGUGUGUUUGUAGUUUAUGGGUGUUUCACUACAAUAAAGAAAAAGCUUCAUGAAGUACUCGG